Molecule: messenger RNA, 612 nt
Organism: Kogia breviceps (pygmy sperm whale)
Lineage: Eukaryota; Metazoa; Chordata; Mammalia; Artiodactyla; Physeteridae
Gene: SLC51B
Product: SLC51 subunit beta
Biological process (GO): bile acid and bile salt transport
Cellular component (GO): protein-containing complex; plasma membrane
Molecular function (GO): transmembrane transporter activity; protein heterodimerization activity
Source: RefSeq, a predicted model, not a curated record
CUGUUUUGGUCCUGUAACUUUGGGCCUGAGGAGAGCUGGGUUUGGGCAGGGAGGGGAGAGUAAACUGGGGUGGGAUAUCCAGUCAUGCUCUCUGCUUUGUCUCCAGCAGGCUUUGGGGCUUUGCAAAGAGCCAGAACCUAGGAGGCCAGGAGAGCACCUGGGGGCGAAGGGGCCUAAGGACUUUGUUGUCAGAAACAUAUCCCAACCAGAAGCAGUGGAAUGGGCUACAAGGAGGAGCUUACUGGAGCCCCACCUGUCACCGAGGUGCCUCAGGAGCUGCUGGAAGAAAUGCUUUGGUUUUUUCGCGUAGAAGAUGCAACUCCUUGGAAUAGUUCCAUGUUUGCCCUGGUGGCGGUGGUGGUCGUGAUAAGCAUUGUCUUCUUGGGAAGGAACAUCCAGGCAAACAGAAAUCAAAAGAGGCUGCCACAGGAAAAACAAACUCCAGAAGUCCUGUACUUGGCCGAGGCCAGAAACAAAGAUGACAACAGCCUGACCAUCCUGAAAGAGACUCUGCUCUCAGAAAAGCCUAAGUUGGCCCAGGUGGAAAUGGAUGUAAAAGACAGUGAUGUGCCGCCAGUCAUUCUCCCAGACCCACGAGAAUCUGAGAGCUAG